Molecule: messenger RNA, 1482 nt
Organism: Spodoptera littoralis (African cotton leafworm)
Lineage: Eukaryota; Metazoa; Arthropoda; Insecta; Lepidoptera; Noctuidae
Source: the annotation of a GenBank genome assembly
AUGGAAUCAGAACAUCAGCCAAAAUUGAGUCCUGUGAGGGCUUUCCAAGUGCUCCAUGGGUGCAACCCUGAAGUUGAGGAGACGUACACCAGUCUUUCCGAGUACCAUGACUACGAGCCAAGCUUGGAGUUCGAUGAUUCAGAGCUUAUCCAGACAUCAGGCUUAGCGCCUCUACCUCCGGAGUUGUUGGACAUACCAGACGUUCUUAUGGAACGUUCUGCAAGCGACGGCACGAUUGAAGAGAACUUUGAAGAAGAACUCGCGAGGGCACCAGAAGUUUAUACAGAGAUCUCUUCGCUCGACCUCGAAGACUCGUUCGCGGAACUCAACAGGACCGGACUUGUCGAGGUGGUCGGGGACGAUGAGGUCGGACGCCGCAUCAUAGUCGUGUCAGCAUGCAGACUACCGCCCAACAAGGAGCUACUACAUGAUAAGUUACUAAGAUACCUCAUGUUCACCCUGGACAAAUACGUGGAACAAGACUAUAGUGUGGUAUACUUCCAUUGUGGACUGACAAGCAAAAACAAACCGCCACUAUCCUGGCUUUGGAGAGCGUACAAAGCUUUUGACAGGAAAUACAAGAAAAAUCUAAAAGCUCUGUACUUGGUGCACCCUACGAAUUUUAUACGCAUAGUAUGGCAGAUGCUGAAGCCUGCCAUCAGCGUUAAGUUUGGCAGGAAGAUGAUGUACGUCAACUAUUUGCAUGAGCUGCAGCAGUACUUGAACCUGGACAAACUCUGCAUACCCGACGCCGUCCUUGAGUAUGACAAGCUGCUGCUGUCGAAGAACCCGAGGGCUGCCGAAUCGGCUCGUCAGAACACAGUACCGGUGGAGACGUCGCCCAUUGCGAAGUUCAAUAAGAAACCCACGAGCAGCCUCUCCCCGCCUCCGACGCAACAGUUUGGUGUGUCGCUGUCAUUCAUAAAGGAGAACAAUGCUAACAUGGUUGGAGCUAUCCCGCCAGUGGUGCGGCAGUGCGUCGAGUUCUUGUCGCAGCCUGACGCUCUUGAGACGGAAGGAAUUUUCCGUCGUUCAGCGAACAUGUCAGUAAUCAAGGAGCUACAGAGUGCCUGCAACAGGGGCGAGCCUCUCCGCUUCCGCAAUGAUCCUCACAACGCGGCCGUUCUGCUGAAGACAUUCUUCCGGGAUCUUGAGGAACCCCUCCUGACUUUCGAUUUAUAUGAUGAGAUAAUGGACUUCCAAAACUGGUCGCCGCGUGACAAGCCGCGCAAGGUGAAGAUCUUGAUUCUGGAGCGCCUGCCCUUGGAUAACUACAUGUUGUUAAAAUACGUGUUCCAGUUCUUAUGGAAGGUGCAAGACAGGAGCUGCCUGAACAAGAUGACGACGAGCAACCUCGCCGUGGUGUUCGGCCCAAACCUCGCCUGGCCACCAAACGGACAGAUGUCACUCUUGUCCAUCGCGCCCAUCAAUAACUUCACCGACUUCCUCUUGUCACACCAGGAGUCAAUCUUCAUAAUCUAA